AUGGAAGAUGCUGUGAGGGUGUUGAAUUCGACUAGAGAGCAGGAUGUGUUUCUCUGGACGUCUGUGGUUUCAGGGUUUGUUAGAAACUUGAGAGGCAAGGAAGCUGUUGCUGCGUUUCUUGAGCUUGUGUUCCUCUGUCAGGUCGCUGGAUUUAGGCAAGCAGAUUCAUUCACAGACGGCAAGCAUGAGAUGGCAAUAAGUGUCAUCAGUGAUAUGUGUUGUGUUGGAAUCAGAAUGGAUCAGUUUUGCUUACCCGGGUUUAUCUCCGCUUCAGCCAACUUGGGAGCUCUUGAAACUGGGAGACAUCUUCAUUGUCACUCUGUGAAAACAGGGUAUUUUAGCUCUGUUUCGGUUUUGAAUAGUUUGCUUGACAUGUACGGUAAGUGUGGUAGCUUGGAAGAUGCCAAGAAAGCGUUUGAAGAGAUAGCUAAACCGGAUGUGGUUUCUUGGAACGGGUUGCUAUCUGGUUUGGCAUCAAACGGUUGUGUUUCAUCUGCUCUCUCUGCAUUCAAGGAGAUAAGGAUGAAAGGAACGAACCUGAAUACCUGCAUGGUGACAAUGCUCAGCAAGCACAAUGGAACUUAG
Molecule: messenger RNA, 585 nt
Organism: Microthlaspi erraticum
Lineage: Eukaryota; Viridiplantae; Streptophyta; Magnoliopsida; Brassicales; Brassicaceae
Source: the annotation of a GenBank genome assembly